Molecule: messenger RNA, 4761 nt
Organism: Dryobates pubescens (Downy woodpecker)
Lineage: Eukaryota; Metazoa; Chordata; Aves; Piciformes; Picidae
Product: myogenesis regulating glycosidase (putative)
Exons: 2
Coding region: 356-2392 (678 amino acids)
Biological process (GO): carbohydrate metabolic process; skeletal muscle fiber development
Molecular function (GO): hydrolase activity, hydrolyzing O-glycosyl compounds
Source: RefSeq, a predicted model, not a curated record
CACGCCGGUGACGUGCUGGGUCUCCUCCUCCUCCUGCCCACGGACACACGCUGCUCGGGGCACAGCCAGCUCCUAGCCCAGAAACACCCCUGGUUGAUGGAGAGGAGAGAGCUGCUGGGGACAUGGACACAUAGCAGUGCUUUUUUUUUAUGUGCUUAAAAAGCCAGCUCUGGUGGAGCCAGCGAGCAGGCAGGGACCCCUAGGAAACGAUGUACGGAAACACAUGCUCUGGGACUCAGGAGAGGUGGGAAUGCUCCUAACAGUCCAUUCACUUCUCCUGAGAGACCCACGCUUCCUGCAAAGAGACCCUUCUUGCCACUCCUCUGCCAAAAAGCUCUAGAGAAAGUAAAACACCAUGUACACAUUCCUUCCUGAGAACUUCACACCAGUGAAGCAGAAGCCCUCCAAGGAGCUGAGGCCCAUGCUUGGGGCAAUCUUGCUGGGCCUCCUCCUGUUCAUUGCAGCAGUGGUGGCCUGGUGCUACUACACGGUGUCCCUGCGGAAGGCUGAGCGUCUCAAAACAGAGCUGAUGGACCUGAGGGCUGAUGGCUUUGUCAUCAGGAACCAGCAUGGGGAGGUGGUCUUCCGGCUGGCCUUCCGCUCGGGCAGCCUCAACCUGGAGUCCUGCUCCAAGGAGGGUGAGAUUUUGAGCUGCACGCGGUCCAGCAGGGGCCCACUCAACUUCUUCAUCCAGACAGUGAAGCCCAAGGACACGGUGAUGUGCUACCGUGUGCGCUGGGAGGAGCUGGCGGACGGCCCGGCGGUGGAGCACACCAUGUUCUGGGAGGACGCCCACUGGUAUGGGGGCUCGGAGAUGAGCACCCAGCACUGGCCCAUCCGCCUGGCCGGCUACCAGGAGCCCAUGCCCUACGUCACCAGCGAUGUCUACUCCUUCCGCGACAGCUUUGGUGGCAUCCUUGAGCGCUACUGGCUCUCCUCCAAGGCGGCAGCCAUCAAGAUCAAUGACUCUGUGCCCUUCCACCUGGGCUUCAACGCCACGGAGCGCGCCCUCUUCUUCCAGGCCCGCUACAAGGACUCGCCGUACAAGCCCCCGCCAGGGCAGCCGCCGUUCCCCGAGCUCAGCUACCGCGUCUGCGUGGGCUCUGACGUCACCUCCAUCCACAAGUACAUGGUGCGCAGGUACUUCAACAAGCCCUCCAAGAUCCCUGCCGAGAACGCCUUCCGAUACCCCAUUUGGUCCACCUGGGCUCUCUACAAGAACGAUAUCGACCAGGAUAAACUCCUGAGAUUUGCUGAAAAGAUCAAAAAGUAUCGCUUCAACUGCAGCCACAUUGAAAUCGACGACAUGUACACGCAGGCCUACGGAGACUUUGACUUUGACCCCGUCAAGUUCCCCAACGUGACCGAGAUGUUUGCAAAACUGAGGGAAGAUGGAUUUAAGGUCACCCUCUGGACUCACCCUUUCAUAAACUACAACUCCUCCAAUUUUGGGGUGGGAAUCGAGCGGCAGCUCUUCAUUAAGGAGCCGUCGGGACGGCUGCCGGCCAUGGUGGAGUGGUGGAACGGCAUCGGGGCCAUCCUGGACUUCACCAACCCAGCAGCCCGCGACUGGUUCCAGAGCCACCUGCGCCAGCUCCGACACAAAUACGGAAUCUCGUCCUUCAAGUUUGAUGCGGGCGAGACCAGCUACCUGCCCAAGCAGUUCAGCACCUUCCGCCCACUCUCGGACCCCAGCAUCUGGUCACGGCGCUACACGGAGAUGGCCAUCCCCUUCUACGAGCUGGCCGAGGUGCGGGUGGGCUACCAGUCACAGAAUAUCUCCUGCUUCUUCCGCAUCAUCGACCGUGACUCUGUCUGGGGCUACGAGCUGGGCCUCAAGUCCCUCAUCCCCACAGUACUCACCAUCAGCAUGCUGGGGUACCCCUUCAUAUCUGCUGACAUGAUUGGGGGGAAUUUUUUCCCCAACAAGACAGACGGGGCGGUGGAGAUCCCUGACCGGGAGCUGUACGUGCGGUGGCUGGAGCUGUCGGCCUUCAUGCCCUCCAUGCAGUUCUCGAUUCCGCCCUGGCUCUAUGACAAAGAGGUGGUGGAGAUUGCGCAGAAGUUCACGGAGCUCCACGAGUCACUGGUGGCCCCGCUGCUGCUGGAGCUGGCUGGAGAGGUCACCGACACCGGCGAUCCCAUCAUCCGCCCCAUCUGGUGGAUAUCACCCCGUGACGAGGCUGCUCACAGGAUUGACUCCCAGUUCCUCAUCGGGGACACCCUUAUGGUGGCACCUGUCCUGGAGAUGGGCAAGCAGGAGCGUGACGUCUACCUGCCAGCAGGCAAGUGGCGCAGCUACAAGGGGGAGUUGUUCGAGAAGACCCCGGUGCUGCUCACAGACUAUCCUGUCGACCUGGACGAAGUUGCCUAUUUCCUCUGGGUUUCCUAAGGGGCUCCUCCAUCAGCUUUGGAAUAACCAUGCCUUACCUAGGACUCUUUAACAAAUAAUAAUUCUAAUUGCACAUUGCAUUUCAAACUGGGGAUAAUGAAGGGAGUCAAAUAGAUUUCACUCUCUUUGGGGGUAAGAUUUUUAUUUGAAGAGCAGGUGGUCCUUUUUUUUCCCCUUACUUUGUGACAGGUGGGAGUCAGCAGGAGAGUUAUGGUUUGCAGAAUUUUCUCAGUGGAGGUCCAGAAGGGGUUGUCAGUCUGUCUGCAGACACGUAGUACACGCAAUACAUUUCAGUUCUCAAGGAUUUCAAGAGGUGGAGGUUGAUUAGUGCUAGUGGGAUUACUUUUGGUCUCAUGAGAGCACCAAGUGCUGGGCAUGAGGGCAUGUAAUGUGUGAGGGUUGCUACAGUACAGCCUGCUAUAAGUUACAAUGUGGUAAAUACAUUUCAAACAACCUUUUGAAGAGCUGUGAAACUAAUGAUGGAGGGGUGGAUGGGUAGAUAGGUAGUUACAUAUGGGGUUUUUUUCCCCAUCUGGUGUAGCCUGGCACUGGAACUAGCAGUUGCUCCAUGUUCCUCCUUUCCUGGGUAUCACACAGCCAGGUUACUUGAAUGAUGUCUAGAUAUUUUAUCUGUAUGGCCUGUGUAUCACUGGAGCAGCUGCAUCCCAUCUCCUUCCCCCUUCAACAUCUGCUGCAAGGCAUUUGCCUGUGUGUUUGGCCUUGGGUGUCAACAUUGCGUUUCCUAGAGCAGCUCCCUCCAUAUCAGUAUGCCCCAUUAGUCUGUUUUAAAUCAUUCACAGCCCUGCUUCUUUACAUGGUUAUCAUGCUGAUACCAUCACUUUUCAUUUUUAAGAAAAGAGGGGCUUUCAGGUUUGCUGCUGGCAAAAGGACUGCCUGAAGCAGAGCCAUUCUCCAAGUAUGGGUGGUGCUCCCCUGGUAACAGCAGGUUCUGGGCAGUGGCAUCUGUCCUGGAUUGGCAGUGAUGUCUGCUGCUGGCCGGCUGGGUGGUGGGUGGAGAACACCAGCUUCUGCACUAUGGAUCUGUGCCAGUGGGUGUUCUCACUGCACCUGCAGAAACGUUUUCAUCUGCUGUGAAAUUAAGCUUCUCUCUGUCUCAGGUUGCUGUUAGAGGUGAUGAGUUUAUUGAGGGUUUUUCUGAAGCAGCUUCCCUUCAGGACAGAUAAAGAGCCUUUCUCAGGCAGCAUUUGUGGUGCUGGACACGGGGUUGCUGUCCGAGUCUUACAAAGGGCGCACAGGGGGAUGUAAUCUUACGUCCCAAGUGCCUGGCAGUUGGGAUGCAGCUGCAGAGAUACCUCUUUCCCAGCUGUUCCAUCUGGUUUUGUACCAGAAGGUGUAUUUACAGAGAGACACAGGCAAUCUCUGCUUCAAGACUGAGCAAACAGGAUUGAAGUCUGGCAGCCUUCCUCCCCAGGACAGGACAUUCCUGGCUGUGCCCUGGUUGGAAACAGGUUUCUGCCCCUGAAUUUUUAAUUAGCCUUUGUGAAAUUGAACUGCCUUGAGAGAGAACGUUUGAGGCACCCUGCCCAGGAUACAGCCAGCCAAGAAGAGCUCAGCAUCUGCAGAGUUUUGCCUGGGAUUGUGUCUGGCUGAGCAUAGAUCUUGGGGAGAUGGUGCUGUGAUUUGAGUAGGGUUGGGUACCAGUGGGGAUCUUUCUUAAAGUCCAUCUCCUGCCACUGGGUUUUGCAGAAGGCAAAAAAAGGAGAUGCAGUAAACCUGAGGAGCAGGAAUUUAGGCUUUUUGGGCAAAAUAUGAGGUGUUUUUGUAGUUAGGAAGGAAGUGAGGAAGUCCAGUUUUCUGGACUCCUUGGAGCAUCCCAAGGUCUAAACCUGCCCAGCGUAAUUUGGUGUUUCAGCCUCAGAAUGAGACUCAGAGGAGCCCUGUAAGUCCCUGCCCAGCUGGAGCACAACUGUGUCUCAAAGCCUGUUUCUUGUGGCUUUAACUAUGAAGGACUCAGGUUUGCUCUCUGCCCCUGCCCCACCAGUGCCAGUUCUGUGUUACAAGCCACAGACACUCUUUGGCAAGGAGUUAAUCCUGAAGCUUCGGCACCAGUCUUCAGGACACUGUUAGGAUUCAACCCUUUGACUGGAGGGUGGAGGUGAAGUUGAAGCGAUCCUGGAGAUGAGUGAGCAGAGCCUAACAGGGUGACAAGAGGACUUCUCCAGCCCCAGAAAUGCAUAAAAGUUUGCUUUGAGGGGCUCCAUGUCCUUGUUUUCUACCUUUGAUGGGAUGUCAUCCAGAGGGAUCUGGACAAGCUGGAGAGGUAGGCCCAGGUGAACCUCAUGAGGUUCAGCAACAGCAAGUGCAGGGUUCUGCUCCUGGACCAGAACAAUCCUUGUUAUCAGUACAGA